Molecule: messenger RNA, 917 nt
Organism: Bubalus bubalis (water buffalo)
Lineage: Eukaryota; Metazoa; Chordata; Mammalia; Artiodactyla; Bovidae
Gene: YAE1
Product: YAE1 maturation factor of ABCE1
Exons: 3
Coding region: 62-742 (226 amino acids)
Source: RefSeq, a predicted model, not a curated record
CUCGGACCGGAAGGAGUUGCCGGCCCUUCCGGCGUCCGGCGGCCCUGCGGUUGCCUCAGUGAUGUCGUGGGUUCAAGCUGCUGCUUUGGUCCAAGGUCCUGAAGAGGAGAGGGAAGUGUUUGACGAGGAAGCUGAUGAGUCGCUCCUGGUGCAGCGGGAAUGGCGGAGCCACAUGCAGAGACGAGUCAAAGAAGGCUACAGAGAUGGAAUAGAUGCUGGCAAAGCAGUUACUCUUCAACAAGGCUUCAAUCAAGGUUAUAAGGAAGGUGCAGAAGUCAUCAUAAACUAUGGACAACUUAGAGGAACAUUGAGUGCUUUGCUCUCCUGGUGUCACCUUCAUGAUAAUAGUUCGGCUUUGAUCAGUAAAAUAAAUAAUCUUCUGGAUGCAGUUGGCCAGUGUGAAGAGUAUGUGCUCAGACAUCUGAAAUCAAUCACUUCACAGCCACAUGUUGUAGAUUUAUUGGACUCCCUUCAGGAUAUGGACCUUUGUCAUGUAGCUCCAGCUGAGGAAAAGAUUGAUGAAGCUAAAGAUGAAAGAUUCUGUGAAAAUGAUGCUGAGUUUAACAAAAACUGUAGUAAGAAUCUUAGUCAGGUAGAUUGUUCAUCUUUAGAAUGUUGUAGAGCCCAGGAGCAUGCAUGCCCUGAAAACCCAAGCCUCACUUGGAUUUUAGAACAGACAGCCAGUUUGGUAAAACAGCUGGGAGUAUCAGUAGACAUAUUACAACACCUCAAACAACUGUAAAAAUUACCUUUACUUUAAUAAUGGAAGCAAUGUUCAGAACAUUCUUAGAACAUUUUGUUUCUGAACAAGCUAACCAAAAUUUGCACUGGUUUCUACACUUCACUUGUAAGGGUAUCCCUUCAUGUAAUGUUGAAACAUCUUCAAAAUUAAUACUAUUAAAGCUAAUAUAAUCCUU